This is a messenger RNA of Mercurialis annua (annual mercury), 1876 nucleotides long. RefSeq lists its product as uncharacterized. Gene Ontology annotation, molecular function: ubiquitin-like protein conjugating enzyme binding; ubiquitin protein ligase activity. Gene Ontology annotation, biological process: ubiquitin-dependent protein catabolic process. Bases 131 to 1525 code for a protein of 464 amino acids. The transcript is spliced from 2 exons. Lineage: Eukaryota; Viridiplantae; Streptophyta; Magnoliopsida; Malpighiales; Euphorbiaceae. Gene Ontology annotation, cellular component: endoplasmic reticulum. The record is from RefSeq and is a predicted model, not a curated record.
GUCUCCCAGCAGGGAAAUCAAAAAACCAUAUAUGCCUGGCGCUAUCAACGAUCAAUGAAUAAUAAUUCAAUUUCUCAUUAUCAUAUCUGAUAUAGUUUCUUAUGGGAAAUGAUAGGUAAAAGGAGAUAGAAUGGAUGUUGGUUUGAACCAGGAGGCUUUGAACUCUCCCCACAGCUCUCUGUUCAGAUUAGGAUCAUUACUGAACGAACUGGAAAGCGCUCAUGGUUGUAUAGAAGAGCGAAUCAGACAGCUCGAAGCAGUAACUUCUAGGGCUAUGCAGCGACGUAUAUGGAGACAGCAUAAUACUACCCAUCAAACGUUGAAUAAUCCUAUGGAAUCACCAACUGAAGUUCGAAGUGAUGAUGCGUUGAUUUCUAAUGGCGUUGAUGUUACAGUCCGUCAUAAUGAUGAUAUACUACGUUCUAGUGGAGUUGGUGUCGCAGACCAAGAGAUAACAUUAGGAGCAGGAAAACUUGUGAAAAGGAAUAAUACUCAUUUGAUAGCCAAGGCACUGGGAACAGAUACAGAUGUGCAGAACAUUAAAGGAGAUAAAAGAAGAUUUUUUGAUUGUAAUAUAUGCUUAAAUAAUGCAAGAGAACCUAUACUGACCCAGUGUGGUCAUCUGUUUUGUUGGUCAUGCUUCCAUCACUUGUCAUAUGUUCAUUUGAACGUGAAGGAGUGUCCGGCGUGCAUGGGAGAGGUUACAGAUGCGAGCGUUAUUCCCAUUUAUGGAAAUGGCAACAAUACUAAAUCCGAGAAGUCCAAGUUGAUAGAUUCUGUCUCGAAGGUACCUCCUAGGCCCGGUGCACAAAGGGUUGAAAGUCUGAGGCAGAAAGUCAUCAAUCGCAGACCAAGCUCCUCUGUGAUUGAUUGGAACGUAAGGGUAUAUAAUAGGAUAGUCGAAAUGGAGGAGAGAUCUCGGUCAGAGGAGAAUGGUGAAAGAUGGGUCAAUCAAUCCUUUACUUCCCAGGCACAGAACAACCAGCAUCAUGAUUCUUCUCAAGUUUCAAGGCGAUUGUCACAGGGAUCUGCAUCGUUCUCUUUUCUUUCAUCUGCAAUGAACUCUGCAGUGGAUUCAGUAGAAAGACUAGUUGAUAACCUGGAGGAUUCUAUUCAUCGUUUCGGUAUGAGAACAAACUAUCAGCGACGAUCCGGUGAUAUUGGUGGAAACUCUUUUUCUGGUAUCACUGCUGCUGCAGUACAAACUAACCAAAUUCUAGAUAAUAAUGAAGCUGAUAUGGAUUUAAUAUUGGGUCAUCAUCCUUCAUCGUCUUUUAGUAGCAAUGCUGUUCUCCCAUCAGAAAACCAGAAUGUUGGAGAAAGCAGUUCAGUUACACCCAUCUCAUCAUCUUCUACUAGGAGAAGAGCUGAACGUUCAAGAAAUAUAGAAUUGGAAAAUAGAUUAGAAAGCAAUUCGAUGGCGGCUCAUUCCUCCUCAACUUCCAGGAGGAGAAGUGAACUUCCUGGAGUUUCAGACGCUGAUAACAGAUCAAUCCGUGAAUCCAGAAGGAGAAGGUUAAUGUGACAUGAUCCCAGGCAGGAAUACUCAAUUGAUAGCAUGGUCCUUGGCAAAAAACUGAAAUCUACUUGCUCGAUUCUGUAAUUUUGAUGUUUUUUCCCCUCAUUUGAUGUUUAAACAUUGCUAAACUCAGCUUACGACAAGCCAAUACAUUUUAGCGGGCAGAUUGAUUUAGAAGAGUUGACUGUGUAUAGUUGUGGAAGCACCCUGACGAAGCUGUUCAUCUUUGUGAAAGAUUAUAUAUAUGUCGAUGAUGCGUAGUGUUCAGAGCUACCAUUUGUCUGGUGAGCAUGAAAACGUUAAUUCUCUAUAUCCUUACUUGUUUGUAACAUAGUUUGUGCAUAUACUCUUUGCUUA